Molecule: messenger RNA, 603 nt
Organism: Schizosaccharomyces osmophilus
Lineage: Eukaryota; Fungi; Ascomycota; Schizosaccharomycetes; Schizosaccharomycetales; Schizosaccharomycetaceae
Gene: rho5
Product: Rho family GTPase Rho5
Exons: 2
Coding region: 1-603 (200 amino acids)
Biological process (GO): small GTPase-mediated signal transduction
Molecular function (GO): GTP binding; GTPase activity
Source: RefSeq, a predicted model, not a curated record
AUGUCUACAGAGCUUCGUCGUAAAUUAGUCAUCGUUGGUGACGGUGCUUGUGGUAAAACUUGUUUGCUUAUCGUUUUCUCCAAGGGUACAUUUCCUGAGGUGUAUGUGCCUACCGUCUUUGAAAAUUAUGUCGCAGACGUGAAUGUCGAUGGUCGUCACAUCGAGUUAGCCCUUUGGGAUACCGCCGGCCAAGAAGACUAUGACCGUCUCCGUCCCCUUUCGUAUCCAGAUUCUCAUGUCGUAUUGAUCUGCUUUUCCGUUGACGCUCCUGAAAGUUUAGAUAAUGUACAAGAAAAAUGGAUUUCUGAAGUUAUGCAUUUCUGCUCCAGUCUUCCUAUUAUACUUGUCGGGUGCAAAAAUGAUUUGCGCAAUGAUCCCAAAGUAGUAGAGGAACUCUCGAAAACCUCUCAAAAGCCAAUUCCUUAUGAGGAUGGCGAAACCGUUGCUAAAAAGAUUGGCGCCUACAAAUACCUUGAGUGUUCUGCUAAGCUUAAUGAUGGUGUGCAAGAAGUGUUUGAAACAGCUGCCCGCGCGUCCAUGUUGAAAUUCAAAGCCAAUAAUGGAAACAAGACUAAGAAGAAGAAGCGUUGCCUUAUUCUUUAA